UAAUUUUUUUGUUAGCAAUUCAUUUUUUAGAUUAAAAGAAAACAAAUGCUUGUCAAGGAAAAAUGAGAAGCUGAAUAUAAAAAGAGAUUGUACAGUAAUUAAAGUUAUGACCAAUAUGAAGACAUGAAUGGACUCUGCAUAUUUACAUAAAUACUGGCUAUAAUGCAAAGAUAAAAGAUAUUAUCGCACCAAUGGCUUCUGGAAGUAACAACACCACCACAGAAGAUCGAUACAAUGUAACUGUCAAGGAUUUGGUUCAGCAUCCUGAGAAUAUUCAUAUUUUCGAGUCAGUUUGCACCAGAUUAAAUUGCGGUGUGCAAAAUUAUGGAUAUGAAGAACUUGCACGUGCAGCUAUAAAAAAUCAUUAUCUAUUUUGCAAAAACCCUAGGCAUUUUAAAAGUUAUUUUUCUGGAAACGGGCUUGAGGGGUACUACUUUCUGAAAAAACUGAUAAUGAAAAAUCGAGAUUUGAAACUUUGCGACCUUAAAGCAAUGGCAGAAAGAUUAGAAAGAGGGGAUGUUGUUACUGAACUCAAUGUGUUAAAAGUCAAUGAAGAUCUUUUAAAAAAUGUAGAAGAAAAAGAUUUACUGGAAAUUGGACGAACCUUCAAUCGAUCUGACAUUCCAGGUGUUAAUAAUUGGACUCAUUUUGCUGCUUAUUUUAAAUUUAAUAGCAAUGAAAUCAGCGCUAUAAAAACUAGAGGAAAAAAUGAGUCCGAUUUUAAUCCAUCGAAAAGACUGUUUCAAUUAAUCUUUGAACAAAGUCCAAAGACAGAUUUAAGUUUUAUAAUAGCAGAUUUGGAUAAAAUAUAUCGUAAAGAUGUAUCAGAGUAUCUUCUGGAAAAUAUUGGACAAUUACAAACAAUCCAAACAUUUUCGGUCGAUAUUGAGAACAUUAUUGAUGAUGAAACGCCAAUGAUUCCCUUGGUGGCCGAAAGACAAACAUUAUUACUGCAAAAACAACAACCAAGUGAGUCUGAUGAAAAAUCUGCCUUAUCACAUUAUGGUGUUACAUUUGGAACACAAGAAAGGGAAACAAUAAAUCAACCUUAUAAUCAGUUAGCGAUAUUUCAAAAUAGUAUGCCAGUCCCCGAAAUGUUGCCGAUGAACCCAGAAGCUACGUCACUUUAUGAACCGUCAACAGACACUAACAAUCGGCUUAGCGCAGUAAGUAAGCAAGGAACGUCAAACAUCAUUGAAGCAAAUAUGGACAAUACUGAUAGAGGUGCUACAUUUGGGUUUGCACUAAAUACUUUCGACAAUCUUAAAACUUUCUCUGAUGUCCCUAAUUUCGCAAGUGAGAAAGAAAACAAGGAUAAUAGAACGCAAGAAACCAACAUGGAAAAUAGUUCUACCUUGCCCUCGGGCCAAUUUAAUCUGGAGGAAUCUUCAAACGAAGAAACGCCUGGACGAGAAAAUUAUCCUUCGAAUCAUUCUGAUGCUUCUAUUCUUCUGAAUUCUAAAAAUAAGAAGGAUAACAAUGGUGAUAUAUGCCAAGAAACCAACGUGAAAAAUAGUUCUAUCUUGCCCUCGUGCCAACCUUAUCUGGAGGGAUCUUCCAACAAAGAAAUGCCUGGACAAGAAAAUUAUCCUUCGAAUCAUUCUGAUGUUUCCUCUGAAAACGAGAAAGGCAACGGUAAUGAGAUGUCCCAAGAAACAAACAAUGAGGAAAGCAGUUAUAUAUUUUCUUCACGCCAACUGGAAUGCGAUGAAUCUUCAAAUGAUAGUGGUCUUGACGCAGAAAGUUAUCGUUCCAAAAAUUCCGAUGUGGCUGGAAACAUGAAUGAAGACAAUGGAAGAAGCAAACAUUUGUCUACAAUCAACGAGUCCAUUGAUAGCUCUGUGUUCCACAGACAAGGUUCAACAAUACCGCUUUGUAUCAUUGUUACCCAGAGCGAGUAUAAGGGCUUAAAAAAGAAAGGUGGGUGGAUCUUGCAUAAAAGCCCAUCCUUUAAGCAGGGUAUGCUAGCAGACGAAAAGAGAGUAGAAGAAAUGUUGGCCAAGCAUGGCUUUCAUAAUCCCUACUGCUGGCAAAAUAAAAAGGUUCAGCAUAUCAAAGAAAAGCUUCAACGUCUGUCUGAGAAUAUUUAUGAAAGUUUAGUUUGUAUCAUAUUAUCUCGUGCCCACGGCAAUCAUAUUUAUGACAAUGAUGAAAAUGAUUUGGAUAUUUUCGAAGUUGUUAGAAUUUUUACAGAGAAACCAGCUUGGAGAGGCAUACGCAAGCUUUUUAUCACACGUUCAUGUCAGUUGAAAUCUAAAAAUUCCCAGUAUCUAAUCCAAAAGGAGGAUGAAAUGUCACUACUUUGGCAUUGUAUGGAUACGGAAACUUGGUUAAAAAAUGGCGAGGGAUCCGCGUGCAUUCGAAAUAUCUGUGAACAGUUGGAAGGAUGUGAAAAGGGCAAUGUGACGGAGAUGAUUAACGUGAUGGCCAGCAUACGAUAAAGGAUUGGUGUUAGUGUUUUUUUAGCGUUACAUGAAAUUUCAUUUCGGUUGUCUUUAUCUAUAUAAAUAUUUACAUGAUUUCGGGCGAAAUGAAACCCAUUCCGGCGUUAAAUUUAUUUCGGGAAAAAAUGACCGAAAUGAAAUUUCAAUACACCUGCAAAAAAAUCAUGUAAAUGCGAUAUACGUGAAAGAAAACUAUUGAGCAUGUGUACAAAGCUACUGCGCAUCUGUAUUGCUCAUGUGUGCAGUUUGCGCGAAUCUGCCAAAAAAUCCAUGUAAACAACGAUUUUUCAUUACGGUUUGAUGUCUUUUAAAUGCUAAAAACUUUUAAAUGCUGUUUUUAAGUAGUUCACAAGGAAAUGUCCAACGUAAAACUUUCCUAAAUUCAUUUUCUAAGGGUUUUAAGCAUAGAAUUUCUAGUUCUUGGCUUGGCUUAAUCAGCAUAGGACAACUUCAGUGCUUUGCGGUUUUUGUGAAGAGAAUGUUUAUAGGAUGAGGUUUUAUACUGGGUCUAAUUUUGGUCUCAGAAAAGCGAGUAUCUCUAAAUUUUCUAAGUAUCUAAAUUUUAAAAUUCGUCUUCUUUAAUAUUAUAUAAACUCUUUCGAUGUUAGAUUCACGUAUAUGGUAAAUGUUAAUUGGCAAUAAUUACAACAGAGAUCUGACGUAAGUUAUUCUUAAAUGCAAUUUAAAAAAAAACAACGGCCGUUUUUUCUAAACGCUAUGUAUUUUUAAACUAUGGGCCCAAAAUUUUAAUUUUUCGCAUAUAAUUUGACGAGUAUUAAUUUUCUCAUAUUUUUCUGUAUCAGAAAUUACAACACUAUUUACUUAAUUUUUUUUUUUAGAAUUAGUGAUUAUAACAAUUUUAUUUUUUAAAUGUCUGUAGAGAGCUUUUUUUAACUGAAGACCAUCGCACGUUACGGAUAUUGUGUCUUUCCAAACGAACUUCGAGUUUCUGUUCAAUUUACCCACCGGGUAUGUGAAACAGUAUAAUUAUAUAAAACAUAAUAAUUCGUUUUAAUAAUAAUAGUGUUAUAAUUUGCUCAGUUUCUGAAUUAUAUGAACAAAUGAAGCGAAACAAGGUGAGAUGGUAAACAAACGCUAAGCUUUCAGUUGAUGGAACUACCUACGAUAGUUGGCUACCCCUUGAAGUCGCCUCGAAUGUACGGGAAUUUUGUCUAAAAGUUAGAUUUGAGCUUCAAGUCAUGGCUACCCCUUGCAGUCGCCUCGAAUGUACCGGAAUUUUGUCUAAAAGUUAGAUUUGAGCUUCAAGUCAUAGUGAAAGUAGGGCACCGGACUGAGAAAUUUGUUUGAAAUACCAAACGUUUAAACAAGCAGUUUCGUAGCUUUCGAAAUAUACUGUACAUACAACUUUUUUAUGACAUUGUAUAUUUAGAUUUUAUGACGAUUUUAUUUUGUAUCUUCUAUUUCUUCACAAAUUAAGUAUGCUUUUAUUACCUGA
Molecule: messenger RNA, 3900 nt
Organism: Hydractinia symbiolongicarpus
Lineage: Eukaryota; Metazoa; Cnidaria; Hydrozoa; Anthoathecata; Hydractiniidae
Product: putative leucine-rich repeat-containing protein DDB_G0290503
Exons: 5
Coding region: 192-2441 (749 amino acids)
Biological process (GO): signal transduction
Molecular function (GO): protein binding
Source: RefSeq, a predicted model, not a curated record